AUGGAGGGGAUGGGCUCGCUCUUCAACAUCGUCUCCAGGAUCCUCUCCGACCACCCUGGCCCCGCCUGCCGCUUCCACUUCGACCACAUCCGCCUCCACAAAUCCAAAAAGAGGUCCGCCGAGGAAGACACGCAGAUCGAGAGCUGGUUCCGCUCUCGUGCCCUUGCCAACCUUGAGGAGCUCGAUAUCUUCUUCGUGCCCUUCGGAUGGACAACACAUGCUGGGACCGAGAAGCGUUUCCUGCUGCCAUCAUCCGUGUUCCAUAUCACGUCAGCUCUCGUCAGGGCCAGCUUCGGCUACUGCGAUUUCCCAAACGAGGUUGCUCAUGCAAUCAAGUUUCCCCUCCUGAAGAGGCUCACCCUACACCAUGUUUCCAUCUCCGAUAAUGUGUUCAGCAGGAUGCUCUCUGGCUGCCAUGUCCAGGAGACCCUGCAUCUCGAGGAAAUGCGUGAUGUGCCUUGCCUCCACAUUACGUCGUCAACUCUUAGGAGCAUCGGCACUAGUAAUUUGGACAAAUGUGAAUUGAUCAUUCAGGACGCCCCUCGCCUUGAGAGGCUGCUACUAUCUUGUCCAGGCGAUGAGACUAUCCGGGUAAUUAGGGCACCUAAACUGGAGAUAUUGGGCCUUUUGUGGCCCGGCAUCUCCGAAAUCAAGAUUGCCAACCUUGUCUUCCAGGGAACGAACCCAGCCAGCUUGAAAAACCCAAUUCGCACGGUGACAGUUUUGGCUCUCGAGUUUUCUCGCCCUAAUUUGGAUGCAGUUCUUGAAGUCCUGAGGUGCUUCCCUUCUUUGGAAAAGCUCUAUGUCAACCGGGAAACAUACAUGCUACAGAUGAAAAAUGUGCAUCCAUAUGACCCACUAGAUCCAAUCGAAUGCCUUGAGAACCAUCUGAAAAAACUGGUGUUUAGAGGUUAUUAA
Molecule: messenger RNA, 918 nt
Organism: Brachypodium distachyon (stiff brome)
Lineage: Eukaryota; Viridiplantae; Streptophyta; Magnoliopsida; Poales; Poaceae
Exons: 4
Coding region: 1-918 (305 amino acids)
Source: RefSeq, a predicted model, not a curated record